Molecule: messenger RNA, 4821 nt
Organism: Vitis vinifera (wine grape)
Lineage: Eukaryota; Viridiplantae; Streptophyta; Magnoliopsida; Vitales; Vitaceae
Product: cytochrome P450 CYP82D47
Exons: 2
Coding region: 3104-4666 (520 amino acids)
Biological process (GO): defense response to other organism
Molecular function (GO): iron ion binding; oxidoreductase activity, acting on paired donors, with incorporation or reduction of molecular oxygen; monooxygenase activity
Source: RefSeq, a predicted model, not a curated record
UCUUUUUCCCCCAACUUUUCCCCCCAAUUCCCAAGACUUUUCCCCCCAUUUUUUCUCUCCUCUCUCAUCUUUCCUCUCUCCCCCAACUCAGAAAAACGGCCGGCCCAAUUUUUUUUCUUCUCUCCUUUUUUCCCAUUCCACGGAGCUCUCUCGGCAGCUCCACUCCCAUUCUCAACAGUCGCCCGCCCAAUUUUUUUUUUUGGUCUUCCGCCCAAGACCACCAUUCUCUCUCCGAACGGCGCACCGGCCACACACCCCCCAUCUUCUCUCUUCCCCUUCCUUUCAUCUCCAUUUUUUUUUUAUCUUAUUUUCUUUCUCCAUUUUCCCCCAUCCAACUCCCACAAACCGGCCAGGGAACCCCCCAGUUUUUUUCUUUCCUCAUCUUUUUUUUUUUUCAUUCUCUUUUCUGGUUUCUUUUUUCCUCUAGAACACCCACUGCCACACAACCCCUCAUUUUUCCAUCCCUCCAUUUCUUUUUUUCUUUUUAUUCCCCGUGAAACCCCUCUCCAUAUCCACAAUCGGUUAUUCAUCGCCGACGAGCUACCGCCGUCGGCAUCAUUUCUGACAGUCGGGGAUCCCCCUUCCAUUAUUAUUAUUAUUAUUAUUAUUUUCUUUCUUUAUUUGAUUUUAAUAAUAAUUUUUAUUAAAAUUAGGCUUGUGCAUUUAUGUUUAUUUGUGAGCUUUAUAUUUGAGCUUUAUUAAUUAGUAUGAAAUUUAUGUUAAUUUGUUGUUAGUAAAUUAAUGUGAAAUUUGAGUUAAUUUAUUAUUGAAGAAUUAAUAUGAAAUUUGGGUUAAUUUAUUGUUGGUAGAUUAAUUUGAAAUUUGUUAAUUUGGGUUUGUGGGUAUAUUAUAUUUAGUGAUUAAUUUGAGCGAUAUUUGGAUUAUAUCAAUUGCAUAUUGUUUAUUUGAGUUUGGGUUUAUUGUUAAGUUGUUAUUUGUUUGGACUUAUUGGAUUGGGCUUGAAAUGUUAUUUCUUUUGACUAUGUAUUUUUUUAUGUGGGUUUGUUAAUUGAUGAUAAUUUUGGGGUCUAUAAUAUGAGUGAAAUUUGUUGGAUUAUUUGAAUAUUUGAUAUGAGCUUGGCCUAUUUGAAUUGUUUAAUUUAGACAUGGGACAAUUAUGGUGUAUAUUAAACUAGGCGUAGAUUAUGAAAUAUUAAAUUUAGGUCUAGUAGAAUUUAUUUUAAUUUACCCAAUUUUAGGUUUGGUUAAUUGUGUUUGUAUUUUUUGUUAUUAAUUUGGAUGUUUUGGGUUAAGACAUAUAGUAAUUUGGACUCAUUUUAAUUGAUGAAAUUUAUGGAACUAAUUUGAAAUUGGAAUUUAGGUUUGAAUAUUUAUUUGGGAUUUUAUACAUCUCUAGAUAUUUACAGUUGUGUUAUUUUUGUUUUUGUAUGGACCCAUUCUACAAUAAUGUUGGCUGAGUACGAAUUGAUGACACGUGGAGCUUGUUGUAAGUUUAUUUGAGUGCAUAUUUUAUUUCCUAUUCUUAUUUGGUUUUAUUUUUGUAAAUAUUUAUUCGUGUACAUUUACUUGUUAUGUGCAGAAUUGAACAUCGAACAAAUUAGAAAUUCUGUUUAAAUGAUAGGAAGAAUUCAAUAGAUAUGUUCUAAUAAAAUACUAAUUUUAAAAUAUUCUUUUUAAUAAAAGAGUCUUUUUAUUUAUUUUUAUUUACUUAUUUAUUUAUUUAUUUAUAUUUUUUUUAUAUAUCAAAGUUCAAAAAAAUGCAUUUAGAAAAAUCCAAAAAAAUUGUUUUUAAUGACAUUGUUAAAAAAUUUCUUUGUUUAAUAAAAAUGGUUCAAAAAUUGUUUUAUAAAUAAAGUUGUUCCAAAAAUUAAUUUUUAGUAAAAUUGUCUAAAAAUAUUUUUUCAAAUGAAUUCUUUUUUCUUAAUUAAAAUGAGAUUAAAAGUGUUUUUCAAAAAUAGAGAAUUUAAAUCUUUGUUUUUCUUUUUAAUUAAAAUUUCUUUUGCAAAUAAAUUUAUGUCAUUUUAAAUAAUUUAUAAAAAUCACUCUUUUAAAUGAAAAUAAAUCUAAAUACUUUUGUAAAUAAAAUUGUAAAAAUUCAUUAUUUUCUAAUAAAAGCAAGUAAAAAUAAUUUGUCUCUAAAUUGAAACUUUGUAAUAAAUUUUUUUUGAUACAAUAAGUGUCAAUAGCUUUUUUUAAAAAUUGAAUACAAUUGAAAUUGAAAAAAAAAAUUGAUUCUUUUUUAUAAGUAAAUGAAUGGAAAUUAUUAAUUCAAAAAUCAUUUUUAAUAAAAUCCUUUGAAAUUUCUUUAAAACUUUUUUUAAUAUCUUUCAUCUAUUUGAUUCAAUAAAUCAUUUUGCAUAAUCCUUUUAUUAUUUAUUUUGUGUAUUUUUAUAAUUAGAUUUCAACAUUGUUUUUGUGUAUAUUAAUUUUCAUCAUGACUUGUAUAUUGAUUGUUUUUCUUAGUAUUUAUAAUUAAUUAAUUAAUUAAUUAAUUGUCACAAUUUCCUCAAUUCGUUUAGUAGAAGUCGUACGUAUACGAGCUUAGAGGGGUGCUACGACUUAUUAUCGUAUCUUCCCAAUGAGUAACUUGACCCUCGGACCUAGAUUCGAUUUUUCACAGAUUCGUUUUUUUCUUCAGGAGUCACACUUAUGAUUUUUCUUUCUUAUUUUGUUUUUUCCUUUAAAAAUAAAAUAAAAAUAAGUGGCGAUUUCAAGUUUUUUUCUAAAAAUCAAAUUUUCACCAAACAAAAUAAAAAUCGAGCUCGCCAUUAAAUGGGAACGCAUCAAACAAAAUGUGGGGUCCACAAUUUUAUAAAUAAAUAAAAUAUUAUAAUAUAAUAUAUUUAUUUUUUGAAAAAUAACUUUUUUAUUAUUUUAUAUGUGUUAAAAAUAAGAAAAUAAAAAAAUUAAUUAAAUUACUUUUUAAAAUUAAUUAUAUGUAUAAUUACGACAGGAUACCAAAUCUACCCCGAUUUUUAAAAAAAUCUAAAUUUGUCCUUAAUCCGUUUGUUUUAAUUUCAAGCUUAUCCCUGGGACCCACCUAAGAGGGCAACCCAUGGCCAUCCAUAUUUGACCCUUUGCAUUUGCAUAAGUUAAAAAAAUCCCAUAUAUGCAUCAUCACCCGCGAAUUGGAUGAGCAGCCAUGGAGUUCCAUCUUCCAUUUUCAAUUACCACGGCCAGCAUGUUUAUCUUUCUACUCUCUUUCUAUUAUUUGUUAAAGAUGCUAAGGCGUUCUGAGAGGAAAAGAACUGCCCCGGAAGCCGCCGGGGCAUGGCCUGUGAUUGGUCACCUCCAUCUGUUAGGAGGCUCUGAGCUGCCCCACAAAACCUUGGGGGCUAUGGCCGACAAGUACGGGCCGAUCUUCUUUAUCAAGCUUGGUGCGCGACCAGUAUUGGUGGUGAGUAAUUGGGAGAUUGCUAAGGAGUGCUUUACUACCAACGACAAAGCUUUCGCCAAUCGUCCCAAAUUAAUAGCGGUGGAGGUUAUGGGCUACAACAACGCCAUGUUCGGCUUUAGCCCAUAUGGCUCCUACUGGCGCCAGAUGCGCAAGAUAGUCACUACACAUCUUCUCUCAAACAGAAGCCUGGAGAUGCUGAAACUGGUACGUAUAUCGGAGGUGAAGGCAACGAUAAAAGAGCUACAUGAGUUAUGGGUCUCUAAGAAAAGUGAUUCAAACAUGGUAUCAGUGGAGAUGAGGCGAUGGUUUGGAGAUCUAGCCCUAAAUUUGGCUGUAAGGAUGACUGCCGGGAAGAGAUUUUCUAGUGACAAGGAAGGAGUGGAGUACCACAAAGCAAUAAGAUGUUUUUUUGAGUUGACGGGGAAGUUUAUGGUGUCGGAUGCUCUCCCUUUUCUAAGGUGGUUUGACUUGGGAGGCUAUGAGAAGGCCAUGAAGAAGACUGCAAAAAGUCUAGACCAUCUACUUGAAGACUGGUUACAGGAACAUAAAAGAAAGAGAGUUUCUGGGCAGCCCACUGGGGACCAAGAUUUUAUGGAUGUGAUGCUGUCCAUUUUAGAUGAUGAGACCAGGGCCCAAGAUAUAAAGAGUUCCGAUGCCGAUAUCAUUAACAAAGCUACAUGCCUGAAUGUCUUAAUAGCGACCACCGAUACUGUUACAGUUAGCCUAACAUGGGCUCUGUCGUUACUGUUAAACAACCGACACGUAUUGAACAAAGCCAAAGAGGAGCUAGAUUUGCAUGUGGGAAGGGAAAGGCGAGUCGAGGAACGGGACAUGAGCAACCUGGUCUACCUCGAUGCUAUCAUCAAGGAAACUCUGCGUUUAUAUUCAGCUGUUCAAGUUCUAGCUGCACAUGAGUCCACGGAGGAAUGCGUUGUAGGUGGCUGCUACAUACCCGCUGGGACGCGCCUGAUAAUUAAUCUUUGGAAGAUUCACCACGAUCCAAGUGUAUGGUCGGAUCCUGAUCAGUUCAUGCCUGAGAGAUUUCUCACUACGCAUAAGGAUGUUGAUGUUAGAGGUAUGCAUUUUGAAUUGAUUCCAUUUGGAAGUGGAAGAAGAAUUUGCCCUGGAGUGUCCUUAGCUCUACAAUUUCUGCAAUUCACCCUAGCCAGCUUAAUUCAAGGAUUUGAGUUUGCAACGGCAUCCGAUGGACCGGUUGAUAUGACUGAAAGCAUUGGGUUAACCAACCUCAAGGCCACCCCGCUUGACGUUCUCCUCACUCCUCGCCUCUCUUCUAAUCUCUAUGAGUAAGAGCUGGUCAUCCUCGAAUUAAUGAAUCUUCCUUUUUCUUUUCGAAUUAACAUUCUACGACUCUAGACUCUUUGUAAAUUAAGUCCAGAUAUUUUGUUAAAAAUUGUUCCCAGCUUUUACAAAAAUAUAAAUAUUCGGAUUGGCUAAUUUCAGAA